This is a messenger RNA of Striga hermonthica, 176 nucleotides long. The record is from the annotation of a GenBank genome assembly. NCBI's taxonomy places the organism in Eukaryota, Viridiplantae, Streptophyta, Magnoliopsida, Lamiales, Orobanchaceae.
UAAUGUUAAAUUGUCUCAAUGUUCAGAUGCCGCUACGUAGGGAACCCGAUCAUCAGGCUUCUACUCAGGCUACGGUAGUCGCUCAGUUCCGCGACUAUCACGCCGAAAAGUUCUCAGGGCAGGGAGACCCCCGCAUCGUUGAUGAAUGGAUUCAGGGGUUGGAAUUUAUCUUUGAG